Molecule: messenger RNA, 4928 nt
Organism: Drosophila guanche
Lineage: Eukaryota; Metazoa; Arthropoda; Insecta; Diptera; Drosophilidae
Product: zinc finger protein Xfin
Exons: 3
Coding region: 338-4039 (1233 amino acids)
Biological process (GO): regulation of transcription by RNA polymerase II
Cellular component (GO): nucleus
Molecular function (GO): RNA polymerase II transcription regulatory region sequence-specific DNA binding; DNA-binding transcription factor activity, RNA polymerase II-specific
Source: RefSeq, a predicted model, not a curated record
UCUACGGUAACACUGAUGCGGCCCUGCCGCAAACAAAAAAAUGGCUGUGAUUUUUGCACGACAAUUUGAAUUUUUUCAAUAUAAAAAGUGAAAUGCAAUCACACCAAGUGGCAAAUGCGUGACUGCUAAGAUGUUGACGCCUCGGGGGCCUCGAUAUACUUCAAAGCGGCAGCCAAAAUCGUCGUAGGACACGAAACGAAGUUCUAACAACCACAAAAUCUGUUCCCGUCCGGUCCCCCAAACCACUUGCAUACGAACACACACGCACUCGGCAGCAGAACACACACACAAACCCGCAGACAGUUGUUGGUGCAGACAGACAACAAUCCUCCCAAGUAUGGAAGGAAUGGACCUUUGGACAUCAAUGUUCUCGGCAGACUUGGAGGAGGACGAGGAGGAGAUCGACCAAUAUGCAAAUGAGAACGGCCUGGACAGCAAUCUGGCCGGCGACAGUGAUGACAUUCUGCCUGAGGAAGACGAUGAUGAGGAAGAGGAGGAGGGAGAGGUAAGGCCUGGCAGUGGUAAUGGAAAAACAAAAGAGCCCGAUCUAGAUGAUGAUACCAUAUUUGACUUCGAUCUUGAGCCGAUUGUAAGCAUUGGCGAGUCACAGCCUUCUCCGCAGCUGGCGCUUACUGAUCCACCUGAAACAUCUGUGCGACUGUCGGGAGUGGUCACGCGGCCCACCACCUCGCAGAUCAAUGCAACCGAUGCGAACGGGGUUCCCAUCAACUAUGAGCUGGGCGUCAUCUACAUCUGCCCAGCAUGCGGGGAGGAAUUCCGGCAGCAGGAUCUCUGGAAACGUCACAUGAACCAGAUGCACCAGUUCAACACGCGCCGCGGCCUCAACUUCAUGGCCAUGGACAAGCUCUAUCAUCGGUGCCUGGAGUGCAAUAAGCGCAUCGCCAUGCACAGCCGGGAGAACCUGCUGAAGCACAAGUUCACCCAUUUGCCGUUUCGGUGCACCAAGUGCUACAUCUGCAAAAGGGAGUACAAAUACAGACAAGACCUCAUGGUCCACCUGAGGAUGGUCCAUUGCGACGAAGUGGUGGCCAUGAUGCGGGAGGGCUUCAACUUGGCGGGGCGCAAGACGCGGGUAAGGGAACCACGCACAGAGCAAAUGCAACGCAAGGACCCGUUUCCCGAGGAGGAUGAUGAGCGAAACGAUAUUCUCGAGCCGGAGAUGAUGGAGGGGGAGGCGCCGCAGAGGAGACGCAAAAAGCGCAACCAAGGAGGUCUCUCUGGCGAUGGUAGUGCGGAUCUUUGCGAGGACUACAUCCAUUACAUGUGCCCCGAUUGCGGCACUGAGUGUGACACCCACGCCCAGUGGAGUCAGCACAUUGAGUUUGUCCACGACUACGUUAGCCGCAGGGGCCUCAACUUCAUCAGCGUGGACAUGCAGAUGCAGUGCCUAGAAUGCAAGAAAAUUGUCAUCCCCAACACGAUUAAGACGCUGCGGGCCCACAAGUUUACGCAUCUGCCGCAGCCCGAGUGGCUGCGCUGUAAACUGUGCUACAAGGGCUACAGGGAACACCACGAGCUAGUCACUCAUCUGCUGAAGCAACACCAGCUGGAGUCGCUGAUGCCGGAGGAGUCGCCGGAUACAUCGCCCGUGAAAAGGACAGAUCGCGGUGGCGACGACUGGGAGGACCAUGGAAACGCCAGCGCCUUCGAUGACGUUUCGUCGCAUUUUGAAGAUGUUCCGCGAAGGGGAGGCCGCAUCGGGAGCGAUGACAUCUACGAGCCACACAUCGACUACCUGUGUCCGCAGUGCGGCAAGGAGUUCAUCGAGAAGAAGCACUGGCGCACCCACGUGGUGCAGGUGCACGGCAUGAACGAUGUGACGAAGCUCAACUUUGCGAUCAUCAACGAUCGGCAGUUGAAGUGCACGGAGUGCGCCAAGAUCAUAACGAACGCCUACGGCAUACAGAACGCCCAGCAGCACAGGAUUACGCACCUGCCAUUCAAGGCGUACGCCAGGUGCCGCAAGUGCCACAAGUCCUACACGGAUCGCAAGGGUCUGGUCAAGCAUCUGGCCACCUACCAUCGUGUAGGCUACGUGCCGCGCAAGAAUUUCAAAAUGGGCGGACGAGGGGUCCGGCUGUUUGAGUCGCCCAAGCAGCAGCGCAAACAGAUUGUGACCCUGGGAAAGGAGACCUACGAGAUCAUCUUCCUUGACGAAGAGCAGGUUCACUCAAGUGUCGACGAGGAGAACGACUUUGGAGAGCAGAUGCAGAUGCCGGAUGAGGAUGACUUGCCCACUGUCAGUGCGGGACUGCUGCCGCCCAAUCCAAAUCGCUACAAGUGCGUGGAAUGCGGAACGUUGUUCCCCACCCAAGUGGCUCUCAAAUUGCACAUUAGCGAGGCACAUGCGUUGCGGGAUCCCCCUCCAUACGCAGCACCGAAGAAGAUGGAAAAAAACCUGGGGAAGGAGGAUGCACUCAAGAAGAGGAGACUAGGAUCAGCCGAAGCAUUAGUAUCAGCAGCAGCAGCGGCCACAAGCGGCCCAUCGGCGGGCACCGUGGAGGAGAACUACAUAUUCCUGUGCCCCUCGUGCGGCGAGGAGUACAAGACACAGUUUGAGUGGCGCCGCCACAUCAACGAGGCCCACAACUUCGACAAGAGGCAGUAUCUGAAUAUGCGGCAGCUGGACAAGUACCGCUACCAAUGCACCCAGUGCAACGACAUUGUGUGCAACUCCAAGUUGAAGGGCCUGCAGGACCACCACUUCCGGCAUCUGCCCUUCCGCCUGUACCUCAAGUGCCUCGUGUGCGGCACUUGCUACAACCACAAGCCCAACAUUGCCGCCCAUCUGAGGACGCGGCACAACAUCUACGAGCGGGAGACGCCCUGGCGGGAGCUACAGACCAAGCCGCAGUACUCGUAUGUUCAGGCUAAGGAGAAGGACAGGGAUACGGUCGCCAAGAGCAGGCAACCAAAGUCACCUGCACCAUCGCCUGCAGUUGUCGCCUCAUCCUCUGGCUCCAGCGUUGGCAGUCGCCUGCUCUGGACGCAGUCCGAGAAGCGGCCCACACGGCCGGCCGGACUAAACACCCUGGAGGACAGCAUCUCGUACCACAAUGCGGUGGACAUGGACUUCAUCACGUACUACUGCCCCAAGUGCAACAAGAACUUCGACUCGCACGCCUUCUGGCGCAAGCACAUCGUGGAGCAUCACAACUUUAACAGCCGCGAGGGGCUGAACUUCCGGCAGAUUGACAUCCACCAUUACUUGUGCCUGGAGUGCUACAAGCGUGUCACCGUCACUCACACCAAGGGCGCCAUCGGGCAGCUGCAGUCGCACAAGUUCCGCCAUCUGCCCUACCGCUCCUUCAAGUGUCUCACCUGCAACGGAGAGUUUGUCCGCAAGCAGAUGUUCUUCAAGCAUCUGAAUCGGGACACCAAUCGGUGCGACAACAAGCCCAACGCCGAGAAGGAGUUUGACGACGAGGAGCACGAAACGUGUGGCGAUGCCUCCACAGAAGAUGCAGACGCAGAAGCAUCUGCCUAUCGACUGAUGUGCCCCCAGUGCGGCGACGACUUCACCACCAGCAACCAGGGGAUAUUGCGCAAUCACCUCAACGUCUCCCACGGCCUGGGCAAGCAGCUGCUACACAUUCGAAAGGUGGGCGAGGGGCUCUACCGCUGCAACGACUGCGACGAAGAGUUGGCUACAAAAAGCAAGUGUGUCCUGCAGCAGCACCGCUUCAAGCAUAUGCCCCAUGCCGCCUACAUUAUUUGCCAACUAUGCAAGAGCGGGUCGGAGGAGAAGGCGGCUGAAUUGCAUAGCAUGCGGGAGCUACAUCAACACAUCCACGAACACCAUCCGGCAGUGGAAGUGUGUGACGAGCGGGUGCAGAGGUUGCGCCAACUAAUAGACGAGGAGGAGGAGGCCGACGAGGACAGUCAGCCACCAGAAAACAGCGGCAAUGGAUCUGGCUCGACGGCGAACAAUGGUCCUUAUAUGCCGCUACCGCCACAUUUACUGGAUGAGGUGGACGAUUUGGAUUUUGAGGAUCAGUUUCUGCUAGGAGGGUGUUAGGGUGCAUCACUCACAACACAACACCACACCUGCCACCCAAUCCAAAUCCCACUGUCCGCCAAAACGUGAUCUUCCAGUGAUCAACCGAAUAAUCGAGUCUCUUAUUGCUAUGAGAGAAUGAGCAAAGUAUUCUUAGUGAUUACCCAAUAACACCUAGUUUCCACUCAUACUCAUAGUUUAGCUUUAAUUCCUCUCACUUAAGCAGUUGUAAGUCCUCAAACCUAUUUAUUUGAACCCUCGCCCCCUCUCAUCCACAUUUCAAUGACAUUUUUAAGACUAAAAGUACAAUUGUACAAUGAACUACAAUUAAUAUGCUUUCAGUGCGAGAUUUAGAUGAUGAUCGAGCUCUGUUCUCUCUACUAAUCAGGAAUUAGUCAGAAAAGCGUGGCAAACCACACAUUCCCUCUCUGGGAUAACUCUCUGUUUUAAUAAUGUUAAUAAAUACGCCAUUCACUUUGAGAUCUAAUAGACAUAAUCGCCAUAUCUCGGCUAUGCAGUGACAAUCAAUUCACUGUCGUGGUUUCAUCAAAAUUAUUACAAGACAAGGAUUACAUGUGUAUAUAUAAUUCUGUUUUAUUAGUCAUGAAGUUUAAUUUCGAUUAUGGCCGAAACCCCCACAAGCCGCAACAGGCUGCUGGAGCUGUGGAGAUGUUGCCGGCAACGUAUUCUCUCUGCGCUUGAUUCAUUCGCAAAGGGUAAACGUAAACUGGUCACUGGUCGAGUCAGUGAUAAAAAUACAUACAUAUGUGGAGGACCAUACUCAGCUGCCUGGGAAACGGUGUCUCGUGGGUGAGGGACGAUUAUAAUACGAUAUGUUCGGGAUCCUCAAACUCAGCUCUAACACUAAUAAUAAUAAAUAGUUAUAAUAAAUACUUUUGAAAAGCAUAAA